AUGACAAAUGGACAAACAACGAAGAAUACUCGCUCUUUUCUUGGCAAGGCUUUCUCCUACCUCAACACUGCCAUCAGCCACCCUAAGUUUGGAUCGAGAUCGGACAAGUUUACAGUCGUUGUUGUCAUCACGAAAUCUCCCUCGGCGGAUAGCUUUUUAGAGCAAAGAAAGUCACUUUUACGACAAGGCGUGAAAAUCAUCAGCGUCGUCUAUAACGACGUCGAUCCAAAACUUCUUGCUAAAUCUGUCACUGAAAAAAAUGAUGAUUAUUUAAUCGCUCUUCGUGGAUCAUCGGAACUGCCACUAGCUGGAGCUUCCGUUAGCUCGGCUAUUUGCGAGCUAAGCACAAAUUACCCGGGCAUCGAAGCUGCUCUAGAAUACGAUCAAUUGAAGAAAGCGUACAUCAGUUCAAUUUCCGACGUGAAAAGCAUUUCUCUUCUUGGACCAAUAAUGGUUACUCCAAUUGCAACCAUGGCAAAGAUCACUUGGGCCGGCGCAAACUCGAAUCUCGUCACUGAUUAUGCUCUGAGCUGGACUCCUGAGCAUGGCGAGCUGGUACAGGCGCAAGGAACAAAGACCGAACGGAUUAUAAAAGGACUGCGACCUGGAACUGCAUAUGCUCUCGAAAUAACACCCAUUGUCAAGAUGAGGUUCAAAAUUUCAUGA
Molecule: messenger RNA, 666 nt
Organism: Oikopleura dioica
Lineage: Eukaryota; Metazoa; Chordata; Appendicularia; Copelata; Oikopleuridae
Source: the annotation of a GenBank genome assembly